Messenger RNA from Balearica regulorum gibbericeps (East African grey crowned-crane), 411 nucleotides. NCBI's taxonomy places the organism in Eukaryota, Metazoa, Chordata, Aves, Gruiformes, Gruidae. The record is from RefSeq and is a predicted model, not a curated record.
AUGACACGUCCACCGCAGCCACCCGUUGCGGUUGGGGAGAAGGGCCCCCCGGGGGGUCCUGUGCGGGGGAUGUGUGACACAGGAGAAGGGCUGUUCACCUUUCAGACACGAGAAGGAGAAAUGAUAUAUCAGAAAGUCCAUUCUGCAACACUGGCAAUAGCAGAGCAACAUGAAAGAUUAAUGAUGGAGAUGGAGCAGAAGGCACGGCUCCAGACCAGUCUGUCUGAACCAAUGACAUUAUCCAAGUCGAUCUCACUUCCUCGUAGUGCAUACUGGCAUCACAUCACCCGGCAGAACAGCGUUGGAGAAAUCUACAGUUUACAAGGUCACAGCCUCGGCUCAGCGAAGGUGUCCCGGGCACAGACAUUUCCCAGCUACCCCUCGGAGCAGGACGAGGAGCACCAGCAGUCC